AUGGCAACACGCCGUGCAUUAAAAGCUGUUUUGGUAGAUCUCAAUGGCACACUUCACAUUGAAGAUGCAGCUGUGCCGGGCGCGCAGGAAGCUCUUAAAAGGCUAAGGGCUGCUUCGGUAACAAUUAAGUUUGUGACCAACACAACCAAAGAGAGCAAGCAAGACCUAGUGGAGAGGUUGCAGAAACUGGAGUUUGAUAUUUCUGAAGAUGAAAUAUUCACUUCUCUGACGGCAGCCAGAAAUUUGAUAGAAGAGAAACAUGUCAGGCCUAUGCUGCUAGUUGAUGAUCGGGCGCUACGGGAUUUCAAAGGAAUACAGACAAGUGAUCCGAAUGCUGUGGUAGUAGGAUUGGCACCAGAACAGUUUCAGUAUUCAAUUCUGAACCAGGCGUUUCGGUUACUCCUGGAAGGGGCUCCUCUGAUCGCAAUCCACAAAGCCAGGUAUUACAAGAGGAAAGAUGGCUUAGCGCUGGGGCCCGGGCCGUUUGUGACGGGCUUGGAGUACGCCACUGACACCAGAGCCAUCGUUGUGGGGAAGCCAGAGAAGACUUUCUUCUUGGAGGCACUGCGGGGCACGGGCUGUGAGCCCGAGGAGGCCGUCAUGAUAGGUGAUGAUUGCAGGGAUGAUGUUGGUGGGGCUCAGAAUGUUGGCAUGCUGGGCAUCUUGGUGAAAACUGGGAAGUAUCGAGCAGCAGAUGAAGGAAAAAUUAAUCCGCCUCCUUACUUGACUUGUGAGAGCUUUCCUCAGGCUGUGGACCACAUUCUCCAACAUCUUCUGUGAACCUGAAGCAACUUGAGAUGCUGCCUGUCAUGGUGUGGAAUGAAUCCCUUA
Elephantulus edwardii (Cape elephant shrew) is the source of this 831-nucleotide messenger RNA. RefSeq names its product haloacid dehalogenase-like hydrolase domain containing 2 (gene HDHD2). The coding region runs from base 1 to 780 and encodes 259 amino acids. Lineage: Eukaryota; Metazoa; Chordata; Mammalia; Macroscelidea; Macroscelididae. The transcript has 6 exons. Gene Ontology annotation, biological process: dephosphorylation. The record is from RefSeq and is a predicted model, not a curated record. Gene Ontology annotation, molecular function: phosphatase activity.